GAAGAACAAAUAUUCAUUAUUGCAGUGCUGUAUUUCAGCAAACUUAUUAGAACCGUUUGCAAAGAAUAUACUCGACUGUUACAUCAUAUUUGUACUGCAGUGUUCCCGCCUGACGAAUAUUUUUUCGACGUUGUGUAAUUGAACGCUUCGCAUGACAAGGUGGUCAAGCGAUUCAGAGAAGACUCGAAGAGAAAUACGUACACUUGCCGAAAGCAUCUAUGACUCCUUCAAAAAGAAGUGCAAACACGAUCCAGAGCUCUGCGAAGCUUCAACAGAAGACUUUUCAUGCGUUUCUGAGGACUUGGAUGUUGCAAAACUCUUUGAAGCAGAUGAUCGUUUGAAUUUAUUGGAGAAAUUACAAGUUUUAGCAAUCGAACUAUGCCGUGAGAGGGAGAGCGUCACAUUAUUGAGGUUCGAAAAUGAACAUCUUAAGGAUCGUCUGGAGGAUUUACACGAUGAGCUCCGAUGGCUGAAAAGCCGUGAUGCUUCUCGCCGUGAGGAGCUAUCGUAUUUGAGGGUUAUGACCAAGAAUCAAAAAGCUGCGAAUCAGCGUCUUCAAGCGGCACUAACUACUCAGCAGGACACAUCCGGUACAGAGAUGCAACUUUUGAAAUCUAAUGCGUGUCAAGGAAACGGUCCUGAUUUCCCUUCUGACACAACAACACCUGAACCAGAGACCACCACCUCGACCUCCUGGAUGCAGAGCAUACAAAACGCCUUUCGGAAAGCUAAACGCAAUUCGGUUGGCCAGGAUAGUUGUAUACCAAAACGAUUCCUAAUUCGUCGCUUUCCAGAUCCUUUCCCCCGAGUUUCAUGAUGGAUGAUGAAGCUUCCUGACAAUAAGGGCGGAUAUACGAGACGGACAGUGAACAGGAGGUACUCAGCUCAUCUAAUCGACAGUGGCCCGUAUUUUUGCAUACUAUUUUGAUUAUUUUUACCAAUGUUCAUUGACAUCAGUUUGUCAUGACAAUGAGUUUGUUGAUGCUUUCCCUGCGCCAAAUGUCAGAAUUGUGUCAUUCCAUUUUAACCGAAGUUGCAACUGA
Molecule: messenger RNA, 1043 nt
Organism: Dicrocoelium dendriticum
Lineage: Eukaryota; Metazoa; Platyhelminthes; Trematoda; Plagiorchiida; Dicrocoeliidae
Source: the annotation of a GenBank genome assembly